Molecule: messenger RNA, 978 nt
Organism: Triticum dicoccoides
Lineage: Eukaryota; Viridiplantae; Streptophyta; Magnoliopsida; Poales; Poaceae
Exons: 2
Coding region: 213-563 (116 amino acids)
Source: RefSeq, a predicted model, not a curated record
GCUUUCGGCGGCAUCGGGGGCGCUGGUCCGCCCCCGCUCCUCCGGGGCUGGCGGAACGACGGAGCGGCGCUCUGGUCAGGUUUCUCUGCUUCGAGAGCAGUGCGUGGGCUGAUGUCGAGGGCGAGGCGGCUGUGCCUCUGCGUCGGGCGUUCCUGGACGGGAGGGUGUUCGCAGAGGCCGCGUAUGGCGGUAGGGAGUUCCUGUUCGACUUCAUGUGGAUGGUGCGCAUCGACGCUGGCACCGCCGAGGAGGUCGCCAUGGGCUGGAUUGAUGACCGCGGGGCCUGCUUCUUCCCUGUGCCAGAGAGCGGGAGGAAGAGGAAGAGGGGCGAGCCUGGGCUGGAGGAUGGGGCGUCGUCCGGGGUGGAUGAGAGGUCCGACAAGAGCAACGACACGGUGGAGUCCUCAAUCCAGCCUAAUCUCCUGCCCCUCUCAAGCACUCCCCGUGUAGCAGGCCUGGUGUGUAGACUGCCAUGGCAAGGCUACAUCCAUUCAUUAUGGUCAACAAGGCGGCCAGCUUGGGGCAAGGCGGUGAGGUUGGAGGAGACAGACAAGUUCUACUAGGUUGUUACUCGUCAAGAAGCUCUUCCUCAGAGGGAUAGCCCCGGGUGGGCGGCAGCGUGGCGAUCACGGCGAUGCACAAGGUCUUGCAGGGUCCCCGGUCUAGGGCGUUCCAGAUGUAGGGCCAGAUCCUAGCCGCUGCACGCGGUGCCGACGAGGGCAAUCCCAAGUUCGCGUGGUAUGGCGCUCCGUUUGCGGAUGUGGCCGCGGCGGUGGAGCACGUGUUCGGCAGGAUGAACAGCCAGGUCCUUUUCCAUCGCGUGCACGGCGACACGUCCACCUCUCGCCUGGUUCUUGAUUGUUGAGUAAUUCCUGUUAGUUGUUGCUGAAUUAGGGACUUGAUUCAUGUUGGUUGCUGAAUUGAUUUAUGUCUUAUGUAUACUUGAUUCCGUAGAUUAAUAUCUCUUUUGGUUGGCAA